Messenger RNA from Xiphophorus maculatus (southern platyfish), 1174 nucleotides. It is a transcript of the gene ribc2, whose product is annotated as RIB43A-like with coiled-coils protein 2. NCBI's taxonomy places the organism in Eukaryota, Metazoa, Chordata, Actinopteri, Cyprinodontiformes, Poeciliidae. The transcript is spliced from 7 exons. The coding region runs from base 128 to 1153 and encodes 341 amino acids. The record is from RefSeq and is a predicted model, not a curated record.
ACGCGUAACCGGAUACAACGGAGCAGCUGCGGCGUCGUUUUCCGUAAGCUCGUGAAUCUCUUGUUACCUAGCAACCAGUUUGUUUUCAGUGUGAGAGAAGAAGGUGAAGGCUGCUUCCGAGUCAGAAAUGUUUCAGGUGGAGUUGCCUCGCGAACGAAAAGCCAGAGAGAGCGUGGAGCGGCGCCGGAACUACGAGGCGGACAGGCGGGAGAGGAUUUUUAAUGAUAAAUUCAGGACUAUUGGGGUAGAUAAAGAAGCUUUAGAUCUGCAGGUGAUAGAGAAGCUGAGAAGAAAAGCAGAAUUAAAAAAUCAAGAAGACGCUCACGAUGCUGAUGUGCAGCAGUACAACCGAGCAGCGUGCCUCCUCCAGAGGCGGCAGGAGAAGGCGGACCGCUCGGCGCACCAGGCCCGAGCCGCGUUCUGGCACCAGAACCAGAAUCUUCAGAGCCGCCGCGACUUCGACCUCAACGACCCGGACGCCCUGAAGAAAACCGAGUCCCAGAUGGUUCUGCCGGGCCUGUUGGGCGAGGACCCGGAGGCCGGCAGCCGGCAGCAGAGGCAGCAGGAGCAGCUGAGGGACUGGCUGUUGCAGCAGAAGAACGAGCUGCAGCAGAAACGGCUGCAGAUGAAGAUCGACGCGCUGCUCGACGACCAGAACAGAGAGGAAAUGGGCCGCAGAGCCAUGGAGCUCCAGAACCUGGAGAUGGCGAAGAGAAAAGCCGACCUCAUCAACGACGCAAACUACAACGUAGCAAAGCUUGAGGAGAAAAUGAACCGGGAACGGGAGCAGCGUGAGGACGUCGCUCUGAGCGCCCUGAGCAUCCCCGCCCUCUAUCCCGGCGCCAACAGGAAGGAUCCUGCAGAGACGCAGCAGCAGGUCACCCAGUUCCAGCUGCGGCAGGUUCUGGAGAAGAAGAGGCUGGAGAUGGAGAGGAAGCAGAGGGAGGAGAACCAGAACCGGCUCCUGCUGGACUCGGCCCGCAGCGCCCUGCUGCUAGAGCGGCUGCAGGAGAAGCAGAACAAGCAGCUGAGGAAACACCUGGACAGCGUCAACGCUCAGCUGGCCCAGAUCCGGCUGCAGGAGACGCCAGACCUGAAGAGGGGGCGGAUCGACGACGUCUUCUUCACCCAGUUCAACACCUGCAGCAGAUGACGCAGGAUGACAUCACAGCGC